Messenger RNA from Monodelphis domestica (gray short-tailed opossum), 4230 nucleotides. RefSeq names its product N-acetyltransferase 10 (gene NAT10). Gene Ontology annotation, molecular function: ATP binding; 18S rRNA cytidine N-acetyltransferase activity; tRNA binding. The record is from RefSeq and is a predicted model, not a curated record. Gene Ontology annotation, cellular component: nucleolus; 90S preribosome. Gene Ontology annotation, biological process: rRNA acetylation involved in maturation of SSU-rRNA. Lineage: Eukaryota; Metazoa; Chordata; Mammalia; Didelphimorphia; Didelphidae.
AGCCUCCCGGGAAGUUCUCGGAAGUGAAAGCAUUAGAGGGGUUUGAGUCUGCGCGCCGCCGCUGUCGGUUUCCUACGCGGCCACCUCUGACGAAGAGCCGGGACUUUCUUGCCUGUGGCGCCUGCUCCACGUGCCACCUGUUCCACGUGCUUGUCUUCUCCGCCCCAAGUGGCGCUCGCAGUAUCUUGACGACACUGCUGAGAGGUAACGGGGGAGGUAGCGGCAAAGGAACUCGGCUGCCGGGGUCGGGGAGAAGGUGGUGGUGCAGGAGGGCGUUGAGUAAGCGCCUGCUGGAUGCCCGGCACCGGACAGCGCUUGCUCUUGGGGAGUUGCCGAUUUAACGAGUGAGCCAGCGGGUAGGCAGACGGACGCCGGCUACUUUGCGGCCGGGCGAGAGAGGAGCCGGGAGCCGGGAGCCGGGAGCAGGGGGCGGGACCUGGCAGGAAGCGAAUUCGUUCAGGUUUGCUGUUUCCUUCUCCAGCUCCUUUGACAGAUGAGGAAACAGAGGCAAGCAGGAUUAAGGGCUCUCCUUCACUAUGCAGAGGAAGAAGGUGGAUAACCGCAUCCGAGUUCUCAUUGAGAAUGGAGUGGCAGAGCGGCAGAGGUCUCUCUUUGUCCUUGUGGGGGACCGAGGGAAGGAUCAGGUAGUCAUUCUCCAUCACAUGUUGUCCAAAGCAGCCGUGAGGGCCAGACCAUCUGUAUUGUGGUGUUACAAGAAAGAACUGGGGUUCAGCAGCCACCGCAAGAAGAGACUGAGGCAGCUGCAGAAGAAGAUCAGGAGUGGGACACUGAGUGUCAACCAGGAUGACCCCUUUGAGCUCUUUGUGGCUGCCACCAACAUCCGCUAUUGCUACUACAAUGAGACCCACAAGAUCCUGGGGAACACCUUCGGCAUGUGUGUCCUGCAGGAUUUUGAGGCCCUGACCCCAAACCUGCUGGCUCGGACAGUGGAGACGGUGGAAGGGGGCGGCAUCAUUGUGAUCCUCCUGCGGACCAUGAACUCCCUCAAACAGCUGUAUACCAUGACUAUGGAUGUGCAUUCCCGCUACCGGACAGAGGCACACCAGGACGUGGUGGGACGAUUUAACGAGAGGUUCAUUCUCUCCUUGGCCUCUUGUAAGAACUGCAUCGUCAUUGAUGAUCAGCUCAACAUCUUGCCCAUCUCGAGCCACAUAGCCAACAUCCAGCCAUUGCCCCCAAAGACACAGGAGGAUGAUCUCUCCCCCUCAGACCUGGAACUGAAAGAAUUGAAGGAGAGCCUGCAGGACACCCAGCCUGUGGGUGUGCUCGUGGACCGCUGUAAGACGCUGGACCAGGCCAAGGCUGUCCUCAAGUUCAUCGAAGCCAUCUCGGAGAAGACCCUGAGGAGCACUGUGGCACUCACCGCCGCCCGGGGCCGCGGGAAGUCAGCUGCCCUGGGAUUAGCCAUUGCUGGGGCCGUGGCUUUCGGAUAUUCCAACAUCUUUGUCACCUCCCCCAGUCCAGACAACCUGCACACCCUGUUCGAGUUUAUCUUUAAAGGCUUUGAUGCCCUGCAGUACCAGGAGCAUUUAGACUAUGAGAUCAUCCAGUCAUUGAAUCCUGAGUUUAACAAGGCAGUGAUCCGGGUGAACGUGUUCCGUGAGCACCGACAGACCAUCCAGUACAUUCACCCAGCAGAUGCAGUGAAGCUGGGCCAGGCUGAGCUGGUUGUGAUUGAUGAAGCUGCUGCCAUCCCUCUGCCAUUGGUGAAAAACCUGCUUGGACCCUACCUUGUGUUCAUGGCUUCCACCAUCAAUGGGUAUGAGGGAACUGGCCGAUCAUUGUCCCUCAAGCUGAUUCAGCAGUUGCGACAGCAGAGUGCCCAGAGCCAGAUAAGUACCACAGCGGAAAACAAGGCCACCACCACGGCCCGACUAGCCUCAGCUCGGACGCUGCAUGAAGUUUCCCUCCAGGAAUCAAUCCGAUACGCACCUGGAGACCAUGUAGAGAAGUGGCUCAAUGGUUUAUUGUGUCUUGACUGCCUCAACAUCACCAGGAUUGUGUCUGGCUGCCCUCUCCCUGAUACCUGUGAACUCUACUAUGUGAACCGAGACACCCUCUUCUGUUACCACAAGGCCUCUGAAGCCUUCUUGCAGAGACUGAUGGCGCUCUAUGUGGCUUCUCACUACAAGAAUUCCCCCAAUGACCUUCAAAUGCUCUCUGAUGCCCCAGCUCAUCAUCUCUUCUGUCUCCUGCCACCAGUUCCUCCUACCCAGAACUCCUUGCCAGAAGUACUUGCUGUUGUACAGGUUUGCCUUGAGGGGGAAAUCUCUCGACAAUCCAUCCUGAACAGUUUAUCUCGUGGGAAGAAGGCGUUUGGAGAUCUCAUUCCCUGGACCAUCUCUGAGCAGUUCCAGGACCCUGAUUUUGGCAGCCUCUCUGGUGGAAGGAUCGUCCGCAUUGCUGUGCACCCAGAUUAUCAAGGGAUGGGCUACGGCAGCCGGGCCCUCCAACUGCUUCAGAUGUACUAUGAGGGCCAGUUCCCCUGCUUGGAGGAGAAAGUCAUCCAGAAGUCACAAGAAAUUAACACCGUGAGCAGCGAGGCUGUCAGUUUGUUGGAAGAGGCUGUGACCCCCCGGAAGGACCUGCCCCCCUUACUCCUUAAGCUGAGCGAGAGGCCUGCCGAGAACCUGGACUACUUGGGUGUCUCCUACGGACUGACCCCCAGAUUGCUAAAGUUCUGGAAACGGGCUGGAUUUGUUCCUGUGUAUCUGAGACAGACACCGAAUGACCUGACGGGAGAGCACUCUUGUAUCAUGCUGAAGACUCUAACGGAAGAGGAAGAUUCCGAGCAGGAUCCCUGGCUCCCUGCUUUUUGGAAAGAUUUCCGGAGGCGUUUCCUGUCCUUGCUCUCCUACCAAUUCAGCUCUUUCUCGCCUGCCCUGGCUCUGAACAUCCUACAAAAUAAAAACAUUGGGGAGAAAUCCCAGGCUGAACUGAGCAGAGGAGAGCUGGAGGCCACCUUCCUUUCCUAUGAUCUGAAGAGGCUAGAGAUGUAUUCCCGGAACAUGGUGGAUUAUCAUCUGAUCAUGGAUUUGAUCCCAGCCAUCUCCAGGAUGCACUUCCUGAACCAGCUUGGGCAGCAGCUAUCCUUGUCGGCCGCACAGUCGGCUCUCCUGCUGGGAGUCGGCCUACAGCACAAAACCAUGGACCAGCUGGAAAAGGAGAUUGAGCUUCCUUGCAGCCAGCUGAUGGGCCUUUUCAACAGGAUCAUCCGCAAAAUGGUGCAGUUGUUCAGCGCAAUCCAGGAGAAGGCCAUUGAGGAGCAGAUGGUGGCAACAAAAGAUGUGGUCAUGGAGCCCACCAUUAAGUCCCUAAAUGAAGAUCUGGAUGAAGCUGCAAAAGAAUUCCAGGAAAAACACCUGAAAGAAGUGGGGAAGCUCAAGAACAUGGACCUCUCACAAUACAUAAUCCGUGGUGACGAUGAGGAAUGGAACGAUGUUCUGACCAAGGCUGGACAGAAUGCCUCCAUUGUCAGCUUGAAAAGCGACAAGAAGAGAAAACCCGAAGGUGAAAAAGAGCCAAGACAGAACAAGAAAUUGAAGAAAGGCCGAGACGCGAGGAACAAAAAGGAAGGCAAACUGAAAAGGAAGAACUAGUCUUGGCUCCUCGCUGGGCAUCUGGAGACCUGGCUGGAGACAGCAUUCCCAGCUCCCUGCAGAGAGAGAACUGUCCCCAGGACCGCUGAGGGCAGAGGUCAUUCUAGGGUGCUCCAAGCUCCCUCCAGGUCCUCCCCUUGACACCUGGAUCUCUCCCACUCCCGUCUGGAUGUGCCAUAAGUUCCCCCCUCCUGCCCACAGCACCUCCGAGCCCUUCUCAGUUCACUUCCUGACCCAGCUCCCCAGGCCCGUUUCUAUGCCCAGUGGAGGAUCCGAGGGGCUGAAGAUUCGGGCAUAAGACAGGCCACAGGCAUCUCACAUAGGGCAGCUUGGAGUUCCCCCUAGAAUGGGCAGAGGGCAUGGCAGUCAGGGAGAGGUAUGCCAGGAGAGCUGCCCACCCAAGCCUCAGAGAUAGUUUAGGCCUUGAGGUUGUCUCUGUCCCGCAGGCAUGGGGACUAGAAGCCGGGCUCCCUCACUGGUUCCUGUUUGAGGUGGGCAUUCUGGGACCUUAGGCAUCCCGGGGCAAGACGAGGGGCAGCAGGUUUUUCACACUUCCAAUCCCAAAAGGACUGUCUUGUCAGUUGGGUAUUAAAUACCUUUUUCCAUCCAA